GCUCCGGAGAAAGCCGCUCCCGACCCCGGGCCUCCGACCCGCGCCCCGAGCCCCGAGCGCCACGGCACCAUGGCCCAGAAGCUGCUGCUCCUCCUCUGCCUGUUCUCGGGCUUGCACGCGCGGUCCAGAAAGGUGGAAGAGGAUGAAUAUGAAGAUUCAUCUUCAAACCAAAAGUGGGUCUUGGCUCCCAAAUCCCAAGACACGGAUGUGACUCUUAUUCUAAACAAGUUGCUAAGAGAAUAUGAUAAGAAGCUGAGACCAGACAUUGGAAUAAAACCAACUGUAAUUGAUGUCGACAUCUAUGUUAACAGCAUUGGUCCUGUGUCAUCAAUAAACAUGGAAUACCAAAUUGAUAUAUUUUUUGCUCAGACCUGGACCGACAGCCGACUUCGAUUCAACAGCACAAUGAAAAUACUUACUUUAAACAGCAACAUGGUGGGGUUGAUAUGGAUUCCAGAUACCAUCUUCCGCAAUUCUAAGACUGCAGAGGCUCACUGGAUCACCACCCCCAAUCAGCUCCUCAGAAUAUGGAAUGAUGGAAAAAUCCUUUAUACUUUAAGGCUCACCAUCAAUGCAGAGUGCCAGCUGCAGCUGCAUAACUUCCCCAUGGACGAGCACUCCUGCCCGCUGAUCUUCUCCAGCUAUGGCUACCCCAAAGAAGAAAUGAUUUAUAGAUGGCGAAAAAAUUCAGUUGAGGCUGCUGAUCAGAAAUCAUGGCGGCUUUAUCAGUUUGACUUCAUGGGCCUCAGAAAUACCACAGAAAUUGUGACAACAUCUGCAGGUGAUUAUGUUGUCAUGACUAUAUAUUUUGAGUUGAGUAGAAGAAUGGGCUAUUUCACUAUUCAAACAUACAUCCCCUGCAUCCUCACUGUGGUUUUGUCAUGGGUGUCAUUUUGGAUCAAAAAAGAUGCUACACCAGCAAGAACAGCAUUAGGCAUCACCACAGUGCUGACCAUGACCACCCUCAGCACCAUCGCCAGGAAGUCCCUGCCCCGAGUGUCCUAUGUGACCGCCAUGGACCUCUUUGUGACUGUGUGCUUCUUAUUUGUCUUCGCUGCUCUGAUGGAAUAUGCCACCCUCAACUACUACUCAAGUUGUAGAAAACCAGCCACCACUAAAAAGAAAACUUCAUUAUUACAUCCAGAUUCCUCAAGAUGGAUUCAUGAGCGAAUAAGCCUGCAGGCUCCCUCUAACUAUUCUCUCCUGGACAUGAGGCCACCACCACCAGAGAUGAUCACUUUAAACAAGUCAGUGUACUGGCAGGAAUUUGAAGAUCCCUGUGUCUACGAGUGUCUGGAUGGCAAAGACUGUCAGAGCUUCUUCUGUUGCUAUGAAGAAUGCAAAUCAGGAUCUUGGAGAAAAGGGCGUAUUCACAUAGACAUCUUAGAGCUGGACUCCUAUUCCCGGGUCUUUUUUCCUACAUCCUUCCUGCUCUUUAACUUGGUCUAUUGGGUGGGGUACCUAUAUCUCUAAAUGUAGUUUCAGUGAUGAGUAAAGAGUGCUAGGUCCCCCCUUUACUUUCUGCCCUCCCCAGACCUGUAGUGACCAGAGUAGCAAGGAAGGACACUGCUUGGUGUAUUGAAGUUAUAUGUACCUUUCAGCAGCACAGGAGUCUGUGGCAAAUAUUUCUAUUUUGUGUUUCACACAUGCGUGUGGAUGCACACACACACACACACCCACAUACACACACACACAAGUUAAUUGAAUUAUAAAGUGAUAUUCUUGCUAAUCCCCUCCUGAAUCUGUAGCUUGGUGAUAUUUACAAAUUGUUUGGAUAUUGGAAGUAGAUGCCAUUUAUCUUUGCAAAGAAAUCUGUAUAACAUGCAAGCAAAUAUGGGAGAAGCUUUCUCAGACAGGACCUCUUAGGUAUCUUCCCUUUGCAGCUUUUGUCACCAGUGUGCACAGGUUCGAGUCCCUGCUGGCUGAGAUGCACUCAUGCAGACCUCAGCCCCAAGUUUCUGGGGCAUCCUGGGUUCAGGUGUGGACUGCAGUGACUUUUGAUCCAGUUUCCUCCUUCUGUGGCCUCUUGCUCUGGCACCAUCAUCAUUAGCUAGCAUUCCUUUACCUAAUAACCUCACUCAGCAGAGGGUGGGUGUACAAGUAUCAUCCACAAGUUUAUAAUUGAGGGAAAAUUGUGAGUUUCAAAAUUCUCACAUUCUGAAGCCAACAGUCAUGACUAAACCUGAACAUCAGAGGUUAUUGCUUUAGUCCAAAUACUGAAAUCAGGCAGUGUUUAAACUUAGGAAUUUAGGGUUCUUGGAAUAGUUCAGCUUGGGUUCAAAAUCUUAACCUUAAGAAUUGUAUUUUACCAGGCAAUGCUCAACUUCAGAGUAUGUGACUUAUGUUAUGUUAUAUGUUAUUAUGGAUUCAAUGUUAUCUUUGUCAAGCAAAAAAAAAAAAAAAAAACCCACAUUCACAAGCCUUUGUCUUGAAAAUGUAUUCCAGAGUGUGA
Molecule: messenger RNA, 2452 nt
Organism: Talpa occidentalis (Iberian mole)
Lineage: Eukaryota; Metazoa; Chordata; Mammalia; Eulipotyphla; Talpidae
Gene: GABRG3
Product: gamma-aminobutyric acid type A receptor subunit gamma3
Exons: 10
Coding region: 70-1473 (467 amino acids)
Biological process (GO): signal transduction; nervous system process; regulation of postsynaptic membrane potential
Cellular component (GO): GABA-A receptor complex; synapse; neuron projection
Molecular function (GO): benzodiazepine receptor activity; transmitter-gated monoatomic ion channel activity involved in regulation of postsynaptic membrane potential; GABA-gated chloride ion channel activity
Source: RefSeq, a predicted model, not a curated record